Molecule: messenger RNA, 5725 nt
Organism: Colossoma macropomum (tambaqui)
Lineage: Eukaryota; Metazoa; Chordata; Actinopteri; Characiformes; Serrasalmidae
Gene: slc7a5
Product: solute carrier family 7 member 5
Exons: 10
Coding region: 676-2247 (523 amino acids)
Biological process (GO): neutral amino acid transport; amino acid transmembrane transport
Cellular component (GO): membrane
Molecular function (GO): neutral L-amino acid transmembrane transporter activity; L-amino acid transmembrane transporter activity
Source: RefSeq, a predicted model, not a curated record
UCCUCAUUAAAGAACCCUUGAAGAACCAUCUUUUUUAAGAGUGCAGUGAUAGGUAAGUGGGCAUUGAGGCGGGCCUUGGUUGAGAACACCUGGCAGAAGAAGUUUAGUAAAAAAUCUCAGCUAAAGUUCAGACAAACCUGUCAGACUCGCCUGGCCGCGCAUGUCCCGACAAAAACCUCUAGGGGGCGCCAAAGAGAGACUGCAACAACAAGUAGGCGCUUUGUGUGACCGCCUAUUUUUUUCCCACCUGUAUUCCGACAAAUCCCAUCCACUGCGUUGUUAUUGGCUGAUAUUAUCAUGUACUUCGCUACGAUUGGCUAGCAGUCUCGUGUUCUUUCGGGUUGAUAGGAUGAACAACUGGCGCACUUGAGCAGACGGAGCCGACACUUUCAGCCAAUCAAUGGCAGGAGGGCGUGGCUUGUCUUAACUCGGGUGUAAAAGGAAAUAAAGACCGCGGAUUUGGCCGUGACGUAUUAAAGGAAAGAGGAAAAGAUGCUUAAAGCUUUUGAAGCCGGAGUUCCGACGUUCAGACCACGUUUUGGUGACUCAGGCAGCGGAUCCAGAGACGGAGGCGACGUUUAGACCGAGUCAUCGGUGUCAGAGCGCGACAGCAGAGCCGCCGGAAAAGAGAGGAAAGAGAAGACAGAGAGGAAGGAGAGGAGGAAAGAGAGAGCCAUGUCGAAUCUGAAGAAGAGAAGCUCCGGCGCGUCCGGGGACCGAGACGAGGACAAGCAGGUGACCGAGAAGAUGCUGUCCUCGGGCGGGGAGAACGGCAGCGCAAGCCGGACUGAGAGCGAGGCUACCCGGAGCCCCGGGAGCGAGGUGGCCGCGGCGGCGGACGGGGAGGAGACGGUGGUGCUGAAGAGGACCAUCACGCUGACGAACGGCGUGGCCAUCAUCGUGGGCACCAUCAUCGGCUCCGGGAUCUUCGUGACGCCCACCGGCGUGGUGAAAGAGGCCGGGUCCGUGGGGCUGUCCCUGGUCGUCUGGGCAGUGUGCGGCGUGUUCUCCACGGUGGGCGCGCUGUGCUACGCCGAGCUGGGGACCACCAUCACCAAAUCCGGCGGAGACUACGCCUACAUCCUGGAGGUCUACGGCUCCCUGCCCGCUUUCCUCAAGCUGUGGAUCGAGCUGCUCAUCAUCAGACCCUCCUCGCAGUACAUCGUCGCCUACGUGUUCGCCACCUACCUGCUGAAGCCCAUCUUCCCCUUCUGCCCAGUGCCGGAGACCGGGGCCAAACUGGUGGCGUGUCUCUGCAUCCUGUUGUUAACUGCUGUGAACUGCUACAGUGUUCGUGCAGCCACUCGGGUCCAGGAUGCCUUCGCUGCUGCAAAGCUACUCGCCCUGGGGCUCAUCAUCGUCAUUGGCUUUGUGCAGAUUGGCAAAGGUGACACUGUUGCCCUCCUGCCUGAAAACUCUUUCAAAGGAUCCAAUAGUGACUUUGGUAACAUCGGUUUGGCUCUCUACAGUGGACUCUUUGCAUAUGGAGGCUGGAAUUACUUGAAUUUUGUCACAGAAGAAAUGAUAGAGCCAUACAGAAACCUGCCCCGUGCCAUUAUCAUCUCCCUGCCCAUCGUCACCUUAGUGUACGUGUUGACCAAUCUGGCGUACUUCACCACUCUCAGCCCAGACGACAUGCUGAGCUCCGAAGCUGUGGCUGUGGACUUUGGAAACUAUCACCUCGGCCCCAUGGCCUGGAUCAUCCCUGUGUUUGUGGGACUGUCCUGCUUUGGAUCUGUCAAUGGCUCACUGUUUACAUCAUCCAGACUGUUCUUUGUGGGAUCGCGGGAAGGACAUCUUCCCAGCCUGCUGUCCAUGAUUCACCCAAACCUGCUGACCCCACUGCCCUCUCUCAUCUUUACCUGUGUGAUGACUCUCCUCUACGCCUUCUCUAACGACAUCUUCUCAGUCAUCAAUUUCUUCAGCUUCUUUAACUGGCUCUGCAUCGCCUUGGCCAUCCUUGGAAUGAUGUGGCUGCGCUACAAGAAACCGGAGCUGGAGCGGCCAAUCAAGGUGAACAUCCUGCUGCCCAUUUCUUUCGUGUUAGCAUGUCUGUUCCUCAUCGUGGUGUCCAUCUGGAAGACCCCUGCUGAGUGUGGUAUUGGAUUAGCCAUCAUCAUCACCGGGGUGCCCGUCUACUUCUUCGGGGUUUGGUGGCAGAACAAGCCCAAAUGGCUCCUGCAGGCCAUCUUUUCAACCACAGCGACUUGUCAGAAGCUGAUGGAGGUGGUGCCUCAGGAGUCUUGAAGACCAACCGGACAGUCGGAAGCCCUCUUUCUGCGCACAAAAACAAAAAAGACUGUACCUUUCCUCCCCGUCGACCUCCCCCUACCUCCACCAAGCAGACUUUCAGCCUGUCCCCGUGGUUAAACGGCUAAAAAACCCAUGGCUAGGACGUGACCCUGUACCUGUACCUGACGGGGGAGUGAAGAGUGCAGCAGGUUAUUGGAACCAGGGUCUGCCAAGAUUCUUUCUUUUUUUAAACUCUUUAUUUAAUUGUUUCUGUUGCUUUGUAUGGUCUUUACAUUUCUGAGUACCAGCUUUUCUUUUGACAUUCCUCCACUAGUCGUAUGACCUCUGUGCGUGGUGUGAGGCUGCAUUCAGAAUCGCCCCCUAGUUCAAGAAAUAGUGAACGUUUAUAGUGUAUCAGCCAUUUUGAAGUGGCGUUGGAAAGAUGUUUUGCUCAUUCCGUGGUCGUCCCCCGGCCAGUGCACUAUUUAGCCAACUAUGUAGUGAAAAGUGAGCGAGUUAAUGAGUGAAGCAUUCUGAACACUGCGCAUGUAUAGUAGUGGCAUCAAUAGGGACAGCAGCAGUGAGACAGUGAGUCGGUCAGCGUAGCAUUCACUGUUAAAUAAAAAGCUGUUGAUUAUGGGCUUGUGUGUAAGUAAUAGCUUAUAUAGUUGUAUGCAAGGCAAUGUGUGCAUUGGGCCGAUAGUGGCUCAUCAUUGCCUGGUUUAUAGAGACACAUUAUUCUCUUUCAAAACUUGUCUGAUGUUGACAGCGGCAUUUACACUAAAUUCAUAUCUGUACCCUUUUUUUUUCACCCGGUCUUGCCGAUAUGAGCAGUAUGCUGUGCCUUGUCUAUCCACGUAGUUAUCUGAUCGUUUUUCUUUAGACUUUUUACGUCUAGAGAAUUGUUUUUUGAAGAUAGUCAGUUAGAUUUUGAUCCUAUGGAAUAUCCCUUUACAGUUGGGCAAUGCAUGCAGUUGCAAUCACAUUUUGCAUAUUCAUUGUCAUUGAAGGUUCGUAAAAGCUCUGUCAGUCCCACUGGCCUCCAUAGCCUUGUUGCCGUAUCGUACCUCUUUAAACUUACAACAUUCAUCUUAAGAACUGUAUAUUUUGUGUGGCUACCUGAGAUCAAAUGCAUGAAAACAACUGGGAUAGUGCUUAACCGUUAACUAUAACUUAAAAAGUGCAGUUUUGGCCUUUGCGGUGUGUUAAUCAUUAAAUCCCACAGCAGACUCAUUCUAUAUAGCGGCUGGCUACUUCACCACAAUGAAACAUUUCUCAUUGUGUGCUGGAGUUAGAAGAGUUUUCGUUGUGCAUGUUUGAGUGUGCUGCCCAUCUUCGAUCGGCAGUUUUUUUGUUUUAUGAGUGUUAUGGUAAAUCAUAAGUCUUCUCAUAGCGAGACAGUUUGUGGCCAUUUCCACACAGACAGAGCUCUAACUAUCAAAGUUAGUUCUUGUAAUUAAUGAUCACAGCGACAGUUCAAAAGCUGCAGUUACUGUCUUUGUCAGGAUAAUGAAGCCCUGUUCAGAGUAAAGAUCAGUGUUUAUCUGGACUUGGACAUUUUUCCAGUUUUCAGUAUGAGCGGACAGCAUUAUUAUUUCAUUAUUAUGCAGAAAACAGCAUAUGUACGUAAACUAUGCUGGCCCUAGCACUGUGCCCUGAGGCACGCCGAAAGGAAUUUAAUAUAGACAAUGUUCUUUUAUUCACUCUGCAGCUCAAAAAUGAUGCAAUGUUCUGUACAAUUGUUAAGAUUUCUCGAGCUAAACCUCCUGCAAACAAAAUUUAUUUUAUUAUUGAAAGCUAUUUAGAUUUAGGACCCAAAGUUCAAACUUCCAGUGCCUCAGUUACGGCGACUGAUGGAAUCUAAAUAAUUGUUCUGCAGUGUGUGUGUGUGUACAUGUGUGUGUAUGUGUGUUUGUGAAUGCUGAAUGGAAUCAUGGGUAAGGUUAAGCACAGUGUAUCACUGGUUUACCCAAUUUAACCGGCCCGGUGGAGUUUUUGUCCAUCAGAUGGAACUGUAGCUCUAAGCCAUUAACUCUAAUAUAUAUUUUUCAGAAGCUCUGUUUAGAGCGACGCAAAUGACAGUUUUUUCCGUUGUGAUGUUAUUUUUUUUUUUACUUAUAUAUACAAAUGGUUCAGAGACCAUUAUUUUGUGGGGAUCAUGUUUUUUCUCCUGAUGGACACUCGCUCCACUGGGCAGUUUUAAGAGGCUGAUUAGAUGUUCACAUGUCAGCUUACAUAUACAGUGGCAAUGUUUUACCUGUGAAGAAGUGCUGGUUUUGUGAUGAAACUGGUAUAGAACGGCUAUUUUGUGUGUGUGUGUGUGUGUGUGUGUGUGUGUGUGUGUGUUGGCAGGUUGUGUUGCGCUGGUGAUGUUUUUCUCAUUCUGAUUCACUACCAGAGGGAGUUGUAUUAGCCAUGGGCAGAAGUGGGGAAUGGGGGUAUUUCUGGAAAAAGGGGGUAGAUCGGAAUGGAGGGACAAAGCAAAUCCCAUGUGUGGUCGUGGUGGGGACGGAAGGGCGGGGCGGGUAAUAGGUUCGGGGUUUGAAGUGUCAUAAAAUAUAAAUAGAUGGUUUUUUAUUUGUAUUCUUGUUGUUUUCUGUUUGUUUUUAAUAUUUUUGCAAAUGCAGUGUAGUGAGUUUACUGCUCCCCUCCCACAGUAGAGGUAAAAAGAAUUAUGAAGUCUUUUCCGAAGUGCGAUGUAGAAACACUGAGAGACUGACUGGACUCCUCUCCUUCCUACCUUGUGAUGUACGCGUCCCAGCCGUUUCGGCAGAGGUUUGGAGAAUAUUUUCUGUGUAUGUUGGAAGCCUAUAGCCAUGUAACUAACACUCCAGCUAACCAGAUGACUAAUUUAAAUAGUACUGUAGAAAGUUACUUGCGUAUUUAUUUAUUUGUAGGGAUUUAGAUAGUGCUCUAAUAUUUUUACAGGGCAUUUUUGAAAUUGUUUCAGAAAUGAAUUGCUGUUCUAAUUAUUAGUGUUCAUUUUCAUUUUCUCCCUUCGGAAAUCUGCUUUGGUCUCUAAUUUUGAGUCUUUGGUAUGUUUUAGCUCAAAGAGCUGUCUUUCUGCUGUUUUUUUACUCGGAGGAUCUCUCAUCAUCCUGUUUGACUGUGUUUCCACUGACGGGUAAUGUUUGUCUCUGUGAAUUCCUACUGAUAGUCCACAGAUAGUGUGACUUCACGUUCUGACCCGAGUCUGCCCUGAAAGUCAGCGAUGUCUCUGUCAGUGAGAAAUCAAACACUCCACGAAUAUCCUGUUUUAAUCAGCCAUGAAAGGACGAGGUACAGUCAUAUGCAAAAGUUCAUGCAUGCCUGGUCAGAUGAGACGCUGUUGUUGAUUUUCUAGGUGAAAAUAAGUGAACACACCCUCUACAGUGAACACACUCCUGCACAUUUUACUGCUUCACUGCUUAGUUACUGCUUAUUUCCUGCUUUUAACAUAUUGGGGAACACAUAAAACAUAUAAUGUGGCUUGUGUAGAAGUUAUGGCACAUUU